GCUCUGUCCUCAGCUGCCGGCUGAGUUUCGCUGGUAAUCCCAUGGUUGUUGCCAGUACUUUACGUUCUGGGAGGUGAUAAGUGACGAACAUGGCAUCGACCCGACCGGGACAUAUCACGGAGACAGUGACCUGCAGCUGGAACGAAUCAACGUCUAUUACAACGAGGCAGCAGGCGGGAAGUAUGUCCCUCGUGCAGUGCUGGUGGACUUGGAGCAAGGCACAAUGGACUCCGUGAGAUCUGGUCCCUUUUGACAAGUCUUUCGACCGGACGGCUUUGUCUUUGGCCAGAGCGGAGCAGGUAACAACUGGGCUAAAGGCCACUACACCGAGGGAGCUGAGCUGAUGGACUCAGUCCUGGAUGUGGUGAGAAAAGAGGCAGAGAGCUGCGACUGCCUCCAGGGCUUCCAGCUCACACACUCCCUGGGAGGAGGCACCGGCUCUGGCAUGGGCACGCUGCUCAUCGGCAAAAUCCGAGAGGAGUACCCAGACCGCAUCAUGAACACGUUCAGCGUGGUGCCUUCACCCAAGGUGUCGGACACAGUGGUGGAGCCAUACAGUGCUACCCUCUCUGUCCACCAGCUGGUGGAGAAUACAGAUGAGACCUUCUGCAUUGAUAACGAGGCCCUGUAUGACAUCUGCUUUCGCACACUGAAGCUCACCACGCCCACCUAUGGUGACCUCAACCACCUGGUCUCAGCCACCAUGAGCGGGGUGACUACCUGCCUGCGGUUCCCUGGCCAGCUCAAUGCUGAUUUGAGGAAACUGGCUGUUAACAUGGUGCCCUUUCCCAGGCUGCACUUCUUCAUUCCAGGGUUUGCCCCCUUGACCAGCCGCGGCAGCCAGCAGUACAGGGCAUUGACGGUUCCAGAACUCACCCAGCAGAUGUUCGACUCCAAGAACAUGAUGGCAGCUUGCGACCCACAGCACGGGCGUUACCUUACAGCCGCCGCCAUCUUCAGAGGCCGCGUGUCCAUGAAGGAGGUGGACGAGCAGAUGCUGAACGUGCAGAACAAAAACAGCAGCUACUUUGUGGAUUGGAUCCCCAACAACGUGAAGACAGCUGUCUGUGACAUCCCUCCCCGCGGCCUCAAGAUGGCUUCCACCUUCAUUGGCAACAGCACAGCCAUUCAAGAGCUGUUCAGGCGCAUCUCUGAGCAGUUCACCGCCAUGUUCCGCCGCAAGGCCUUCCUCCACUGGUACACGGGCGAGGGCAUGGAUGAGAUGGAGUUCACAGAGGCUGAGAGCAACAUGAACGACCUGGUGUCCGAGUACCAACAGUACCAGGACGCCACGGCCGAGGAAGAGGGCGAGUUUGAGGAGGAGGGCGAAGAGGACAUGGCCUAGACACCUGCUGUGACCUAUUUUUUUGUUGGUUGUUGCUAUUUUUACUAUGCAACAGUAAGCGCCAGGCAACUGGUAGUCCUGUUAUUGAUAAUUGGCUGAAAAUCAAUAAUUUGUAUGGAAAAAUUGUUGUUGUAAUUCCACUGAAAGUUAUCAAAUGAUAAUACGGUAUUCUUGUCCAGCCGUGGUUUUCAAACGUUUCCUGUUCUGUGUUGGCACUGUUCUCGUUGUGCUCUUCUUCUUUGUUCACUUUCAGGACAUGAAUGUUUUUAACCUG
Molecule: messenger RNA, 1619 nt
Organism: Scatophagus argus
Lineage: Eukaryota; Metazoa; Chordata; Actinopteri; Scatophagidae
Product: tubulin beta-1 chain-like
Exons: 7
Coding region: 344-1345 (333 amino acids)
Biological process (GO): microtubule cytoskeleton organization; mitotic cell cycle
Cellular component (GO): microtubule; cytoplasm
Molecular function (GO): GTP binding; structural constituent of cytoskeleton; GTPase activity
Source: RefSeq, a predicted model, not a curated record